AAGUCGAGUAUUAAAACCCGUCCCUUCAGUCAACGACCAGACGUUCAAGAUCGCGUUGCCUAUUCUUGAUCGACACUUUAUCGUUCCCGGGAGAGAUCGGUUGAUCACAGUGUAUCGUGUUUAUCGCGACAAAGGUGCAUGUCCGACGCAACAGUUCACUUAAUCUUAUAAUUACUAGCUAGCUAAAGGUGUCGAGGAGGGUCUAUGGUCAAGGAGGGACCGGAAGUUUCAUCCGAUUCAGCUUGGUUUCCCGCGGUAAACCGAGUCGAAUCGAGCCGCGGAACUCGGCCAGGCCGAUGACAACGACAUCCUCUCGGCGUGGACGUUAUCCAGGCCAGUUCUGGUGUCGCCGAUCGUCGACACGGUUCGACGGUCACUUCUUUCGUCGUUUCUUUUCGUAGCCAGUGAGAUUUCGUCGUGCACCAUGUACGAAGGUAGACGGGUCACCGAGAGGACCUCCCUCACGAGACCCCUGGAUUCGCCGGAUUACGUGGAGUUCGCGAGCCUCUUGAGGACCCGGAAGACCCGGAUCAGGCAAUUUCAAUGCUGUAUCUGCGCCACUCUCAUAGCGGUGUUCACGAUGGCGUUAAUAGUGACAGUCAGCUACUCGGUGAGCCACAACAUCCUAGACGCAAACCUCACGGCCCCAGAUUCCGAGGCUGCGUACAAUCUUACCGGUUCCUUGAAGUUGGGCUUCGCACCUGGAUCAGGCUCGUACACGCUCUUCAGCAACCCGUCGAUCGUCUCAGCGUCGAAUUCGAUCCCCAUCCCUAGCAGAAGGGCGGAAACCUCUCCGCCGGCGAAGUUGACCGAAGGGGAGUUCAACGAAGCGUUGGAAGCAGGUCGCCGAGCGAUGAACGAGCGUUUGUUCGCCGACGCCACUGCGGCCAUGUCACCGAUGCCAUCCCCGUCGCCGGAAUCGAGGCAUCGUUACGCCGUGAGCACGUGCGCGAGCGUCGGGACGCUGGCUCUGGCAGCCGUGGCCGAACUCGCGGCUACCAAGACGAUCGAGAAUUCCAGAGCGAUGCAGGCAGCGCCAACCGCCAUCGGGACCUCCUUCGACGGAGGCUGGCUGUCUCUGGGUGUUUGCAAACAACUGAGGAUCCCGAAUUGUAAUCCGAGCAAGUACAGGACGUUCGACGGAACCUGCAAUCGACCCAACCAAUGGGGAGUCUCUAUGACGCCGUUCAGAAGACUCUUACCGCCCAAUUAUGCAGACGGCGUAGACGCCCCGCGUAGGGCGCUCUCUGGAGCGGAACUUCCGUCAGCCAGAGAAGUUAGCCUAAAAGUGCACAAACCUUCGCCCAGCAGCAAUCCAGAUUUCACGGUGAUGCUCGCCGUUUACGGACAAUUCCUGGACCACGACAUCACCGCGACAGCGAUCAGUCAAGGUAUCAACGGCACCUCCAUCUCCUGUUGUCCACCGGCCGUCGGUCAUCCAGAGUGUUUUCCCGUUCCCGUUGCCUCCGGCGAUCCCGUGUUCGACGUUACUGGGAGAAGCUGCAUGGACUUCGUGAGAUCCGCACCUGCGCCCCAGUGCAAGCUCGGUCCCAGGCAGCAGUUGAAUCAGGUGACCGCGUUCAUCGACGGUUCCGCCAUUUAUGGAUCGGACUUAAAUACAGCGAGGGGUCUACGAGAAUUUUCCGGCGGUCGUCUGAGGAUGCAGAUAACGCCUGACAACAGAACUCUCUUACCUGCCAGCAUGAAUCCCAACGACGGUUGCAACAGGGAAGCCGAGAGACUUCGAGGGAGGUAUUGUUUCGCGGCAGGUGACGCCAGAGCUAACGAGAACCUGCACCUGACGACGAUGCAUCUCCUCUGGGCGAGACAGCACAAUAGGAUCGCUGAUCAAUUGGCGAGGAUCAAUCCGACCUGGGACGACGAGACUCUGUACGAGGAGAGCCGACGCAUAAUAGGCGCCCAACUGCAGCACAUCACCUAUCAAGAGUUCCUACCCAUCGUUCUGGGCGAACGGGAGACCAACCUGCGCAAUCUAAGACCUCUGAAGGCUGGUUAUAGACAGUGGACCGAUGAUCCAGAGGAUUCGAUCACCGAUCCGUCCAUAGCCAACAAUUUCGCCUCUGCGGCGUUCAGAUUCGCUCAUACUCUGCUACCUGGACUGAUGAAGAUGACGGACACCCAGCAGGGGACGUCGUCCUUCGUGGAGCUUCACCGAAUGCUAUUCAAUCCGUACAGUUUGUAUACAGGGGAUGGAGUGAAGAGUUCGGUGACAUCAGCCACUAGGAACAUGAUCCAGAUGACCUCGACUCAUGUCACUUCUCAGCUGACCAAUCAUCUCUUCGAGGAUCCAUUCGCAAACGUUAGCGUACCUUGUGGACUGGACCUGGUGUCGUUGAAUAUUCAGCGCGGCAGGGAUCACGGUCUGCCAGGAUACACAAGGUGGAGGGAACGUUGCGGAUUGGGAAAACCAGAGAGCUUCUCAGAUUUGGAUGGUCAUCUGGAUCCGCAGGCGCUUUACGAGAUUUCCUUGUUAUACGAGUCUGUUCACGACGUUGAUCUGUACACUGGCGCUCUGGCUGAAUUGCCAAAAGCUGAUGGCAUCGUUGGGCCCACCUUCUCCUGCCUAAUCGCGGAUCAGUUCGUGCGUUUGCAGAAGGGUGACCGAUUUUGGUACGAGCUGGCUGAUCAGCCUCAUUCGUUUACAGAAGAGCAACUUAAGGAGUUACGUAAGAUAUCAUUGGCAAAAUUGAUCUGCGAUUGUUCAGACGGAGUGACCCAAACUCAAGCAGAAGUGAUGCGAGCCAUUGGAUCGAACAAUCCGAUGAUGUCCUGCGAGGAUAUUCCUACGCCAUCCUUUGAGCCAUGGAGGGAAGAUAAACCUUCGAAUCCCUUUCUGCAAGCUUCGUUCAUGCCAGUCAAUUGGACCGCCUUGAAGACCAACAUCAACGAUACAGUUAGAGAUGUGGUGACUUCCAUCAACAACACCAGGGCAUCCGUCGUUCUUGAUACAGACUGGCUGGCGUUUAAGAAUUACAUAAACAAUUCAUUCUCGGACCUCAGGAAUCAACUGUCCGACCUUCAUCCUUCAAAAGCAAACUCUGAAAGUUCAUUUUUGCGAGCAACGGGUCCGGCAAACGUGUACCAGGAUUGGAUUACUUUCAAGAGCGACCUGGAGAAGUCUUUGAACGACUCUAUAGAAUCCAUGGGCGGUGGUCCUGCCUCUGCUACCAAGUGGAUCGCUUUCAAACAGAGUGUCAUCGAUCAGUUCGCCGAUUUGAAGAAUCAAAUCGCGUCUAUCAAGGCGGAUCUUGCUCCAACCUUGACACUGAAGAGCAGCGAUACGUUAGACGUUAAAGAUUCUAUGAUUCCUGCGAUCUUCGACUGGAAGAACUUCAAAGAUAACAUCGUAUCGUCACUGGAUGACACAAUUAUGAGUAUAGGCAAUAAUAUGCCACCUCCCGGUGAUCCAGCCUGGGCGACUUAUGGAGACGACAUCAAAGAUCGUUUCUUAGCUCUCAGGGACAAGAUAGAUAAACAGAGACCCAUGGCUUCCACUGAAUCAGCGACUGGAAGACCAGACUUGUUCAAUGAUGGGCUGGACUAUAAAAGCGAGAUCAUCAAGACUGUGAAUGACGUAGUGCAGAAAAUCAAGAAUGACAUGCCUCCUCCAGGCGACUCAGCAUGGGCAACCUACACAGACGAAAUAAUGAAGAGUUUCUCUUCGUUCAAGAGCACACCGUCACCUUUGGAACUCGCUACGUUGUCUGACACAUCGCGUGCAGAGCUGAAAGCUUCUUCUCCAGCCUCGUUCAACAACAUAGAGAUGUCUGCUUUGAUCAACGACUGGUCAGACUUUCGUAGCAGCAUCAACGAUUCCUUCACUAGAAUCAUUCAGGAUAUUCAGAGUAAAAAACCAAUGUCGAUUGAUCCUGUAUCUUGGGCGGCGUUCAAGCAAUCCACUGUAAAUGAUUUUGCAAAGUUGAAGGAAGAAAUUGAUGACACGAAGGCUGAAUGGUCGAAGGAAACUGGUAAAGAUACACCCACUCUUCAGGGUACCGGAGACGCCUCCAAGUUCGAUUACACGAAAUUCAUCAAGCCUGUCAUCCCAGCGGACGAAUGGGUCGCUUUCAAACAACAGAUCAACGCCACUGUGACGAAUAUCUUGAACGCUGCGAAUGCUACGGAUAAAAUUGACUUCGACGAGGUUCGCGGGGUGUUCAAUAAAUCCUUCGCCGACCUGAAGAACCGGAUAGCAUCUCUGAAGGAUCUGAUCGCGGAGAGUAAACCCGUAAGCAAAACUGCCACGGAUUGGAUCACUUUUCAAGCGCGGCUGAAUUCCACGAUAAAAGAGCUUGCGGAUAAUUUGAGGAAAGAAAACGACGCGAUGAAUGGAAACUUGAUGAGAGCUCUGUUCGAAACCAGGGACAAAGUGUCUGGUCUUCAACCACCGAUGAAUUCGAUCGUUUCGUCAAUGGAACUGAAGCAGUAUGCUUCUAAGACUAAUAAGACUAUCACGGAUACUUUGAAAGGCUUCAAUUCAUUGAUGACCAGAACAGCACAGUCUGCUGCAUCCUCUUCGGAUAGUCCCAAGUCCUUCACGGAUUUUCUGAUCGUUCCUUGUCUACUCAGCUCGUUCCACGCAUCAACAUCGUGGCAUCGAAGUGGAUUGUGAGAGGUCGUGUGACGAGUGAAAAUUUUUCUAUCACAAUCGUUGUAUAUAUUCGAUUAUUUAUAGAACGAACUUUUAUAUUUCCUUGGUGUUCAUGUUAACUAUUCAGGUUUAUUAUGGACAUACCGUACUAAUCAUACAAGGUCGAGAGGACCGGAGAAUAAGAAUAAGAGUGAUAUAGAAACUAUCGUUCCCUUUUCUAUAAAUCAUUAACUCUAAUCGAUUAACAAUAAAGGAUAAUUGAUAAGAA
Molecule: messenger RNA, 4880 nt
Organism: Osmia bicornis bicornis
Lineage: Eukaryota; Metazoa; Arthropoda; Insecta; Hymenoptera; Megachilidae
Exons: 5
Coding region: 425-4633 (1402 amino acids)
Biological process (GO): response to oxidative stress
Molecular function (GO): heme binding; peroxidase activity
Source: RefSeq, a predicted model, not a curated record